CUACAGAAUAUAGCUCAGUGUUAAAUUAUUUCAGAUGCCGAUCUUGUGAUGUCAGGAAAUGUCAUCGGUAAUGCAGUACUUAAUGACAGUGGUAUUGAUAAUAUUGAGAUGAGAACUGACGAGUGUGGUACAGGAUGUUCUAAUCAAAAUGUCCAUCAACAAGAAAGCAGCACAUGCCAAGAGCAAGAAAUUUCCACAGAUGGCAUUGAUAAUGGGGCGUAUGAACUAUCACCAAAUCUCAGAGGCAGGGUUUUGAUAAUUGAUAAUUUUCCUGUUGGCGGAGACCAAAUAAGCAAUGCUGAUAGGAUGAAAAAUAUGUGGCUUGAUCUCGGAUACCUCCCAUCAUCGCCAUUCAGAAACCUGACUGCAGCGGAAUUGGUGAAACAGGUCGAGAAGUUUUCCAAGAACCCAUAUUUAAAAAAUGAUACAAGCUGCAUUGUGGUCAUGAUAAUGAGUUUUGGAAAUGAAAAGUUUAUAAAAGGUUCAGAUGGCAUACCUGUCUCAAUUCAAGAGUUGACUAAGAAAUUUGAUGUUGCUAACUGUCGAAAUAUGUCUGGAAAACCAAAGCUGUUCUUCUUUGAACAUUGCCAUGAAGGUGAUUCUUUAGGUGAAGUUGAUGUUGAUGAUUUGCCUGUUCAAGGACAGGCUCUGUUGGGAAAUAAAAGUGAUGCUCUAAUUGUUCACCAAUGGUCACAGCAACCAGAUAUUGAAGAAGGAUCAACCUUCAUUAAAGAUAUUGACAGAGUGUUCCGUGAAGAAGCUGAUAAGCAGGAAAUACACACACUCCUUAAGAAGAUUGGACCAGGAAUACAAAUAACCGACACUUUAAACAGAAGUUUAUAUUUAGCCUUAUAAGGUUCAAUACCAGUGCAACUGUUGGCAUCAUGAAAUGGCAGUUGUUUUCAAUGUUCACUGUAUGCUCAGCUAACUAAGGAGGUAUACUUCCUUCUUGUAAUGGAAAGAUGUUAUAUGAACCUAUUUCAACAAUUCCAACUAAGUUGAAAAUUAUUGUUCCUAUAGAAAAUAAAAGAAAUAUGAGAGGUUUUUGCACUAGCACAAUUCAUCAACGAUUUAUUGUGUAUACGAUAACAACAUAUUUGGACGAUUCAAAUCAAAUGACAUCAUAGUCAUGUUGCCCACUUUAUCAUUUGAUGUAUUUGAUUAAUUAAUUGAAUAAAUGUUAAUUGAAUUGAAUUGAAUUGAAAAAUAAUAAAAUCUUAGUAAAAACGAUUUUAUCGUUUUCCAUGUAUAUACAGUAUGAGGUCAUGUGAUUAGAUUUAUGAAAUUAUUUUUUAUCGUAUACACAAUAAAUCGCUAGUGUGAAAACCUGUCUUAUUUCUUUUGUUUUCUAUAUGAACAAUUCCUUUUUAGCUUUUUAUUAUUGAUCAUUAUCGUCAUAGUGUAACCAGGCCUUUAAUCUAUUGUUUUCCAAAAAUAUAUAGGCCUAAAUAUAUUUCUGAUCAAUGAUACUAUGUAAUUGCUUUUCAAUAUUGAAUAAUCAUUUAGUAAUCAUCUGUUUACAAUAAACUGUAAUAACAUACUCCUUUUUGUAGCUUUAUAUACAGCUAAUAAUAAUAAUUAGUAAUAUCAAGCAUUUGUAGCAUUCCAAGGGAACGCUCAUAGCGUAUUGACUUCUGUGCCCAAAUCAAUCUUAGUAAAUUUGAAAAUUAUAAAAAAUCUUUACAAAAUUACAUUUGUAUUGUUUUAUCUUCUUAUUGUACCAAUUACCAAGGGAUUAAUAGUUACAAAAGAUGCUCAUAAUAUACUGAUUUUUAGGAUCACAUUUAGAACAAACUGUUGAUGUUCAUUAUUUAUUAUAAUAGUCAUGUAAUGCUUUGUUAAUAUUUGUUAAAAGAACCAAUUUUUCUUUGGUUCCAGCCAAGAAAUAAAUGUUUAAAAAAUUA
Molecule: messenger RNA, 1904 nt
Organism: Anneissia japonica
Lineage: Eukaryota; Metazoa; Echinodermata; Crinoidea; Comatulida; Comatulidae
Product: caspase-2-like
Exons: 7
Coding region: 49-855 (268 amino acids)
Biological process (GO): apoptotic process; proteolysis
Cellular component (GO): cytoplasm
Source: RefSeq, a predicted model, not a curated record